AUACCCCGGAAGUAAGCUUGAAAACUUUUGGUGUAUGUGUCAGGCGAGCAACUCUCAUUGGAAUGAAUAGGCGCCAUUUUGUGUCCGGUGUCCAGUUCUUAAUACAUCCAUGAUCUAACAUGUUCUAGCAAAGAUGGUUGACAUACGAAGGAGUCUCCACUACGACAAGUAAUUUAAGAACCUAUAACGUUUGCUACUCAGCACGGGAGAUAACGUUUUCGUGUCCUAAAUAGACAGUACUUAUUUUUGUCUGAAAUGGAUGUGGACAUUACAGAUGUCAAUGACGGUGACUUGGAGAAGGCGCCCCUCAAAAACCAGGAUCUGAGUUCCCUGAACGUAACUGGAGAGCUUCUGUCCCAGUAUGGAUGGUAUCUGCUGGUUGUGACUGUGCUGGUCUACCUGCUCAUCCAGCACCUGAGCAAGAAGAGAUCCAGCCAGAGCUCAACCCCACAAACACUGCAAGAUGCUGCUCUAGUAUCGAGAAAACAAGAGGCCAUGGAAUCAGCCCGGAGAAAGAUGCAAGAGGAGCUUGAUGCCAAAGCAGCCAUCUUCAGAGAGAAACAGAAACAGCAAGAAGAACAGAAGCGGAGGCAGAAAAUAGAGAUAUGGGAAAGUAUGCAACAGGGAAAGAGUUACAAAGGAACUGCAAAACUUUCUCAAACCACUGAAGAGGCCAGCUCAUCAACAGCAGUGCUGAAACCCAAGACUGACAAGAAGCCGCUUCGCAGUGCAGACUACAAUCCCCUGACUGGACAAGGAGGAGGCUCCUGCUCCUGGAGACCUGGCAGGAGAGGGCCAUCAUCUGGUGGAUGAGGUUAAAGAAGGUUGGAGACAUUGGUCUGUAUGACCUUUGACCUCUGGCAUCCUGAUCUGCACACUGACUGACAGAACCAAGCUGACAAUGUCACCAAGCCCACCCUUUAUUAAGAUUUUUUUUUACUUGCUCUGUUCUUCUAAUGGGUGUUGAUAAGUUAGCGUCAUUCAUAGCCUAUACCAGCUCUCCUGUUUGAUUUUAUCUGCUGUUAUUUACUCUCUAAUCUCUCUGUGCUGCUGCCUCGUUAAGCAUCAAGAUAAUGUGAUUAUCAUAAGUCAUGCUCUUAAGGGGUAAAUGCAUUUUGGAAUUGAAAGCUUGUAAUGAAGCCAUUCCUUUAAACGGUAUGUAACCAGUAGGUUUGGCUGAUGAAUUUCAGUCAGUGUGUGUUUUUUUUUUUUUUCUGAUAUAUUUUAAUAUAUUUAUCAAUAUGUACCACCAUAGCUUUAUAGUUUAUAUUACUACAGCAGUUGUAGCUGGUGGACAUACGGUUAAUUACAAGAAAUAGUACAUUCUGAUUAUAUAGUUACAAACAUGUUGAUCAAUCAAAAUGUUAGGAGGGUAAUGUCUAUACUAUUGGACACAUUUUUAUGCAAUAAAUAUAUGGUCACCUGGA
Molecule: messenger RNA, 1427 nt
Organism: Siniperca chuatsi (mandarin fish)
Lineage: Eukaryota; Metazoa; Chordata; Actinopteri; Centrarchiformes; Sinipercidae
Gene: selenos
Product: selenoprotein S
Exons: 6
Coding region: 256-813 (185 amino acids)
Biological process (GO): retrograde protein transport, ER to cytosol; endoplasmic reticulum unfolded protein response
Cellular component (GO): Derlin-1-VIMP complex; Derlin-1 retrotranslocation complex; endoplasmic reticulum membrane
Source: RefSeq, a predicted model, not a curated record